ACACGUAUUGAACUCUACGAAUUCAAAUCAGCUACUCCACUUGAAGUGGCGCUGCGCUAAAACCGUGAAAUCACAUCCACAUUAAUACAUCGAGGGCCGUGAUUCUCGGUUUUAGCUGAGCACUACCCGGUCGGGAGUAGCUGAUUUUUCUGUGUCUGUACUCACGUUUAAGACGGUGGUUUCCCGUUUCACAUGCUGACAUUUACCUGCUGCAAGGCUGAAACCCAUACAAGUCGGGGAGCAAAGAUUCGUCUCUGGUUUUUUGUUCUUCUCUUGGAAGUUUGAUUUGAAGUGAUUGAGGAUGGUGACUGAAAUUCGAUACUUUGAGUUGAAUACUGGAGCCAAAAUCCCUUCGCUAGGCUUAGGAACGUGGCAGGCUGAGCCAGGACUCGUUGGAGAUGCCGUCGCUGCUGCUAUCAAGGCUGGCUAUGGACAUAUUGAUUGUGCUCAGAUUUAUGGAAAUGAGAAAGAGAUCGGUUUGGUCUUGACGAAGCUUUUCAAAGAUGGUAUAGUGAAGCGUGAAGAUUUGUGGAUUACCUCCAAACUCUGGUGUACUGAUCAUGCACCAGAAGAUGUCCUAAAAGCAUUAGAUAGAACUUUGCAGGAUUUGCAGCUUGACUAUGUUGAUUUGUAUCUUAUCCAUUGGCCAGUCCGCAUGAAAAAGGGGUCAAUUGGCUUUAAUGUGGAGAACGUUAUAGAACCUGACAUUCCCAACACAUGGAGAGCAAUGGAAGCACUCUAUGAUUCUAGAAAAGCUCGUGCUAUUGGUGUGAGUAAUUUCUCUUCAAAAAAGUUGGGGGAUUUGUUGAACAUAGCACGCAUUCCUCCUUCUGUCAAUCAGGUGGAAUGCCAUCCUAUAUGGCAACAGAACAAGCUACAUUCAUUCUGUAAAUCCAAGGGAAUUCACCUAUCUGGGUAUUCACCAUUGGGUUCUCGAGGCACAGCGGGGGUAAAGACUGAUGUCCUUGAGCAUCCUAUUCUGAACAUGAUAGCAGAGAAGCUUGGCAAGACUCCUGCACAGGUGGCUCUUCGGUGGGGACUUCAAAUGGGUCACAGUGUGCUUCCUAAAAGCACCAAUGAAAAGAGGAUUAAGGAGAAUUUGGAUGUUUUUGACUGGUCUAUACCAGAAGAUUUAUUUGUCAAGUUCUCUGAAUUUGAGCAGGCAAGGUUGAUUACAGGAAGUUUCUUUGUUCAUGAGACUCUGAGCCAUUAUAAAACCGUCGAGGAAUUAUGGGAUGGCGAGAUCUAAGAAUUUCAUUUCAUGGAUGAAUCUUAAUCUACAUCUUUAUCGGAGAUGAAACCCAUCAGAUGUUCUCUUUGAUUAGUAAAACUAAAUUUCUAUGUUCAAAUUCAGACUGAGCGAUAGGAUUUUUAGAUGGUAAAUAGAAUAUGAUCAGUUGAUACAAUUUUCUUAUUUUGAAGUGGUCAACGGUUUUAGCCUUUUAGGUCUCUGACUCUGGUGGUUAGGUCUCUUAUUUUAUAUGCAUGAUACUGUAGAAUUUGCUUCUUUUCAA
This is a messenger RNA of Nelumbo nucifera (sacred lotus), 1514 nucleotides long. Its product is annotated as NADPH-dependent aldo-keto reductase, chloroplastic-like. The record is from RefSeq and is a predicted model, not a curated record. NCBI's taxonomy places the organism in Eukaryota, Viridiplantae, Streptophyta, Magnoliopsida, Proteales, Nelumbonaceae. Gene Ontology annotation, molecular function: oxidoreductase activity.